UCAAACUCAAACACUCACGACUAGAAAUGUGUGUAGUGAUAAAAAUAAGCAAAAAACUUUUGCAUACAAUCAAUGAAAUGACAAAGAAAUAAAUACUAACGAAACUUUAUUAUUAAAACUCAAAUUAUAAGUGUUUGUCGCUCUUGAUAAACUAAACAUUUUAGUUUCAGAACAAAAUGGACAACAGUAAGAAAUCCGCCGAUAAAACUGAGCAGCCUUACAAGUAUAUAGUAGCGUUGGAUUUUGAAGCCACUUGUUGGUUGCAUCAACCACCACCAGAGUAUAGAAAAGCUGAAAUUAUAGAAUUUCCAGCAGUUUUAUUAAAUCUAGAAACUGGCCAAAUAGAAUCUGAAUUUCAUCAAUAUCUCAAGCCCACGGAAAAACCUCAACUAAGUGAUUAUUGCCUUAAACUCACUGGCAUUACGCAGCAAACGGUUGAUCAGGGCAUAUCAUUACAAUUGUGCCUACAACUAUUCGAAGAAUGGUUAAGCAAAGAAUUGAGAUCACGUCAACUUCAACUGCCAAAAGAAUCAAAAGACAACCGAUUGGGUAAUUGUGCUUUCGUGACAUGGAGCGAUUAUGAUUUGAGCGUAUUUUUAGAAUUAGAAUGUCGUAGAAAAUCAAUCGCAAAACCUAAAUAUUUAGAUCAAUGGAUUAAUAUGCAACAAAUCUUUAAAAAAUAUUUCCAUAGAAGAAAAAGUAAUAGUUUUUCGAAUGCUCUAAAUUAUGUCGGUUUAAAAUUUGUAGGCCAACAACAUUCGGGUAUAGAUGAUGCCCGAAAUUUAGCUUACUUAACAUAUAAAAUGGUUAAGAAGGGAGCAACUUUAAAGAUAACCAUUGAUAUGUCUCCCUCUGUUUGGAAUCUUAAUUGUUUCUAAAGCGAAUUGUUCUAUAAAGCAAAUCUUUAAAUUUCUUUACAUGAAGUAUUUUAAUAAAGUUUUUAUGAUAAACUUUAA
Lucilia cuprina (Australian sheep blowfly) is the source of this 956-nucleotide messenger RNA. RefSeq names its product ERI1 exoribonuclease 2-like. Gene Ontology annotation, molecular function: nucleic acid binding; 3'-5'-RNA exonuclease activity. The coding region runs from base 177 to 878 and encodes 233 amino acids. Gene Ontology annotation, biological process: exonucleolytic trimming to generate mature 3'-end of 5.8S rRNA from tricistronic rRNA transcript (SSU-rRNA, 5.8S rRNA, LSU-rRNA). The record is from RefSeq and is a predicted model, not a curated record. NCBI's taxonomy places the organism in Eukaryota, Metazoa, Arthropoda, Insecta, Diptera, Calliphoridae. The transcript is spliced from 3 exons.